Messenger RNA from Dimorphilus gyrociliatus, 2268 nucleotides. NCBI's taxonomy places the organism in Eukaryota, Metazoa, Annelida, Polychaeta, Dinophilidae. The record is from the annotation of a GenBank genome assembly.
GAAUUCGAGACGGACUCAGAGAGCGCGAAUAUAUUUACAUAGAACACUCGAAGUAAGGUUAGUGAUCAUAUAUUUGCCUUUCAAUAAGACGAAGCGGUCGUAAUUCAAGUUAUUUACCAACAAAAGGAAUGAACGACUCCGAAGUGUUUCGGCCUACAAAUGGGCCAUUAAUAGUACGAGGAAAUUUGAGACAAAACCUUGUCGAUGAAGCAUUUAAGAAACAAGGAAUGGAAAGAUUGUCUAGGCCGGGAAGUCAAGCCCGAUUCGGAAACUUGAGCUUUAAUUCUUUCUUCGCGCGUCAUAACCCGCAUCCAAGCAGAGUGAGGCAUAUGCCUGGCUUGUUGGAUAUUCCGAUCUGCACGGUUAAUGAUGAUGGUUAUUUUGCAUCACCAAGAUAUAAAUUAUCUUUCCCGCCCAAUAACUUUCAACAACAGAAAAUGAAAAUUCCCGUAAAUGCAGAUAGAUUUCAAGAUCCGUAUAAGUAUACGGUUGAUACUAUCAGUGGAUUACAGCAUCAUUUAGGAGGAAACUUGAAUAUGAGAGUAUUUAGGGAAAAAGCAGUACCGCAUGUUGGAUUAGUACCAGUAACGGAAGCCUGGAGAGACGAAUUAAGGGCUUUAACUGAUGCUGCAUACAAUGUAGCUCCGAAACAAAAUUUACCGCAAAUACAUCAGACUGGAAGUGGUAAAGCCUCUCCAGCUCGUUCAACGGCUUCAAGACAGAAAACUCCCAAUACGUCAAAGCCACAAAGUCAUUGUUCUCGUCCGGGAACGAGAGUAAAGACGCAAUACUCUACAGAGACAGGUCGCAUAAUUCCUGCAAGUAGUCGACCUGGCACAAGAAAAGAUCGUUUAUUCCAUAGAUUUGAUCAUAUCGUUGAAGAAAACGACAAAGAAAGUGCAAUCUUCCAGAUGCUCUGCCAAAUAUUACAAACAGAUGAUAUCAAUUCUGUUCAAGCUUGGCUAGUGUCUGCUGGAGACAGAGAAAAGGCUCUUGUAUUGAAUAUGAUACAAGCUGUCCUGGGGAGUAAAGAGGAAUACAACAACCCUUAUACCAAUUAUAAACCGUCUGAAGUGUUUCUUCCUCAGCCUAUUGAAGGUAGUAUAAUCGGAGACGAAAAAUCAGAUAGGUUGAAAUUGGACGAAGUAAUAGAAAGUAAAAAAACUUCACGUAUCCAGACUGCAAAUUCUAAAAGACAUAGUCCUAUAGAAGAGGAUUUUCAAGCACAGAGUUCAAAAGAUGCGUCAACUAAUACCGAAAAAGCUCCUCAUUCAGCGCCACCUGUAUUACGCUACACCCGAUCGCAUUAUUUGUAAUAAUUUAUAUAAAAAUAAUGUUAGCAUUUUUCGAAAUCAGUAUUACGUCUUGGCCAUUUCCGAUUGACUGCACAGUGUUUCAGUGAUCAGUAUAAUUUGUUUCGAUUGGCACAUAAUUGAUCUAUAUGCACAGUUCGAAGCUUGGCUUUGAAAAUUAAAUAUAAAAUAUACAAGUAACGCUACAUAUCCCAUAGAUGGCGCUUUUCUUGUGUUUUACUUAACCUUAGUUGUUAAAUAGUUUAAUUUAACGUAACAUUACAUUUUGUCUCCCUUUAUCACACUUCUCUUUCGUAACAAAUUGAAAGGUCAAUAAGAAUCAAUAAACUUUUUGUGAAUAAUUCUGAAAUUUAGAAAAAUCUAUAGGAUAAGGGGCGGAUUUCUCUUAGCAUAAUACGGUUGUGAUUUCAAUCGCACAAAAAGUUUGAUUGGUUUUCAAUAGUCUAAUAAAGCUGAACGUUCAAUAACCGAACGGUUACAAAUCAAUGGGAUAUUUAAAGAUUAAAGAUUACUUUCUAAAUCCCAAAUAUAAAAUAUAUUCCCUAGAAAGUUUGUCUUGAAAACUUAAAGAAAUACAACACCUUAUUAGAUUCGUUUAAGGUUAUUGAAUGUCUGAUUAAAUACUUAAUAGUUUAUAAAGAAGCUAAGAAGGGCCUACACCACGUGAUUUUUACUAAUAUUAAAAGAAGAAUAAUAAAUUCAGACUAUAUGAAAACAUAACCAAAACCUAUCUGUAGGCUAUGAGAAAAUCUAUAUAUCUAUUUCUUCAAAAACUGUUCAAAUUUAAUGAAAUAGGGGCAAAAAGAAUGCAAAAUGUUAAUAUAAUAUGUAUUUUUUAUGCUGCAAAUAGUAUUUAUAAUAAAUAUCAUAUGUUUUUAAUAGAAACCGGACAAAAAGCGAUAUAAAAGCUGUAGAAUAAUGUUAAUAAAUAAAUGAAUGAUGAUUUAUAUACCCC